Messenger RNA from Dermacentor andersoni, 1973 nucleotides. NCBI's taxonomy places the organism in Eukaryota, Metazoa, Arthropoda, Arachnida, Ixodida, Ixodidae. The record is from RefSeq and is a predicted model, not a curated record.
AUGUCGGCGAGAGCGGCUGUUCCUGAAAACGCCACUCCCAGGACGGCGACCACUACGUACCUGGAAGGCUUCGCAAACGUAGACACGCGAGACUUAAUCCAACAGAACGUCUACGUCAUCCUGGGUCACGGGCGGUACCAGCGGAUCGUCCUGGUCAGCACCUCCGUCGCCAUCACUGUGGUGCUGAUACACUCGUUCGCCUAUUACCUCAUUGGCCAUCCCGUAGACCACUGGUGCCAGCCGCCCGACCACCUGCGUCAACUCGGUGUCCAGGGCUGGAAGAACGUCGCAAUACCCGUGCUCGCUGACGGCAGCUUCAGCAAGUGCACCGUGUACGAGCCCCCUCUGCCGGGAGGCGACCAGGACGAGCGUAGAACAGUGCCGUGCAAACAGUGGGACUACGACACCGAGAAAGACGGCGAAAGUAUCGUCAGCAUGUGGAACUUGGUGUGCACCCGUAGCUGGCUCUACUCCGUUUCGAAAUCGACAUUCGGACUGGCCCCCAUGCUAUUCGUUCCGAUCGCCGGAAUCGCAGCAGACCGCGUGGGUCGCAAACCGGUCUUGUCGACGUCCGCCAUCUCGACAUUGCUCGGCAGCCUGGUGGCCGCGGCCUCCCCCUCCGUAGGAAUGUUCAUCCUGUCGCGCUUGGUCACUUCUGCCAUGGCCAGCGCAACCCUGCUGAUGACUCUAACUAUGCUCUACGAAGUGACCGGAAGUCAGCACCGGGCUCCGUAUAUCCUAACAGCCAGUGGCACCGCCAUGCUUGUGACAUCUCCGCUGCUGCAGCUUCUUUCGACGCUCAAGCCAAGGUGGGUGCUCUCACAAGCGCUCUUCGUCACUGUCACGGCGAUAAUGGUCUCUUGGUGCUAUUACCUUGACGAGUCCCCUGUUUGGCAGAUUGCCGCGUGGAGGUUACGGGCAGCCGAAUUCAACGUACUCCGAGCAGCCCGGAUGAACGGCAUAGAAGCUCACAAGGCCACAGCAACAUUUCAGGCGUUGAAACAGCAGCUCCUGAAGCGGGAUGCCAACACCACGUCGGUGACUGCUGGCGCUACGAGCAUACUCCAUUCGGCUUCACUUCGGCGGCGCGCAUUGUCUGCACUCGUGACGUGGUUUAGCGUGAGCUUUGCACUUUAUGCCUCAGGCUUGGGUGCCGCGCUCGAAGAACUCUGGGCUCUCGCAUCCUUUCUAUGCAAUGGGCUCAUUCUCAUCAUAGCCUUCUCUUGCAUGAAGAAACGAGGCCACCGCCUCACUCUGUCAGUCGUACUCGCUUUCCUCGGCGCCUCAAGCGUGCUGCAGAUGGUCCUCUCACAUUUCUCCUUGCGCGCCGCACUUCCUCUGCCGAGGAUAAUGAUGUCCAGUGCGUCGGCGAUUGCUAUGUGUUUGAACUACGCGUACACCGCCGAGGUGUACCCUACGACGAUUCGAAGCUUGGGGCUUUGCCUGUCGUACUCCUUCGGUCGGCUUGGCGUGCUUCUGGCUACAUACGUCGAAGUAUCCUUGCACGAUGAACAGCUCUUGGUCGAUGGGGCCAUCACGACAGCGCUGGCAUUUGCGAGUGCAAUAGCGGUCCAGUGUCUUCCCGAAGUAUAUGUCGAGAAGAAGCCCGCCGAAGUCAGCCCAGUUAUGAGCGAAGAUCAGCGCAAGGAAGCACUUAAAACAUCUUUGAGACCCACCAAGGAGUCGCAAAAGUCCCUAAAGCCAGCCAAACCGGGCAAGCAGCAUGGCCCACGCAAGAGGAAAGCGAGCUCAAAACGCGAUACCACGACCAAACUUUCAACGACAGCAUCGGUAGCGGCAGCCUUGUCCCAAGAGGAAAGUGUUGGCUCUCCUGAGCUAGCCUCACCGAUGCCGAUGUGCAAAACGCAAUCGCCAUAACUCCAGAGCAUCGAAUAUAUGCGGACUGGUGAAGGAACACGUAACUUUUUUUUUUCGCGUACUUCCUGGCCCUUUGCUAUCUUUAGCUAAGUUGA